CUGCAGGCAUGGGUUCAAGAAAUUGCAAGCUUUGUGAAGUCAAUAGACAGCAAACACCUGUUGGAGAUAGGAAUGGAGGGAUUUUAUGGAGACUCAGUGCCUGACAGGAAGCAGUUCAACCCUGGUUAUGAAGUGGGAACUGAUUUCAUUAGCAACCACCUUAUUCAUGAGAUUGACUUCGCCUCCAUCCAUGUAUAUGCUGAUCAAUGGGUUUCCGGGAAAAGUGAGGAUGUUCAGAUGGAAUUUCUAGAGAAGUGGAUAACAAGCCAUUGGCAAGAUGCAAAGACUGUGCUUAAGAAGCCCAUAGUGCUUGCAGAAUUCGGAAAGUCAAGCCGGGACGGAGGAGCGUUCACCGUCGGCGUCCGAGAUUCUUUCAUGGCUACGGUUUACGGCCAGACUUACAACCUCGCCAAGGACGGCGGCGUAAUGGCGGGGACCAUAGUGUGGCAGAUCAUGGCACAAGACAUGGGCGGAUGGGACGACGGGUACUCCAUCGUCCUGCCGGAAAAUCCUUCCACCGCCGCUGUCCUUUCCUCCCAGUCGCACGCCAUGGCGGAGCUAUCCCACUCUCUAACCCACCAAAGGCUGCCCAGGGUGGAUGGCUGGAUUACCAGAAACACUGACCGUUUCGAGCUCAACGGCUCGCCGUUUCUUUUCAACGGUUUCAAUUCGUACUGGCUGAUGCAUGUGGCGAGUGACGCCGAUCAGAGGGACAAAGUCACGGAGGUGCUGAAACAAGCUUCCGCCGCCGGCCUCUCCGUUUGCCGGACUUGGGCCUUCAGUGACGGCAACCAAUACAACGCCUUACAAACCUCUCCCGGCGUUUAUGACGAAUGUGUUUUUCAGGGACUUGAUUUUGUGAUUUCGGAAGCAAGAACAUAUGGGAUUCACUUAAUAUUAAGCUUUGUGAACAAUUGGAAUGACUUUGGAGGCAAAGCACAAUAUGCAAACUGGGCAAGAGAUUCAGGCGUACAAAUCGAUAGCGAAGAUGACUUCUACACUAAUCCUGUUCUCAUAGGCUAUUACAAGAACCAUAUCAAGAAAAUUAUAACGAGAGUGAAUACAGUUACUGGAACAGCGUACAAGGAUGAUCCAAUCAUCAUGGCAUGGGAACUAAUGAAUGAACCUCGUUGCCAGAAAGAUUAUUCUGGAAAAACCCUUAACGGAUGGGUUCAAGAAAUUGCAAGUUACGUGAAAUCAUUGGACAACAAGCACCUAUUGGAGAUAGGAAUGGAAGGGUUUUAUGGAGAUUCAGAGCCUGAUAGGGAGAAAUUCAACCCUGGAUACCAAGUGGGAACUGAUUUCAUUAGUAACCAUCUUGUUCCUGAAAUUGACUUUGCCACCAUCCAUGCAUACACUGAUCAAUGGGUGUCUGGGAAAAGUGACGAUGAACAAAUGGAAUUCAUGGAGAAUUGGAUGAGGAGCCACUGGGAAGAUGCAAAGACUGUAGUGAAGAAGCCAUUGGUGUUGGCCGAAUUCGGCAAGUCUAGCCGAGACGGAGGAUUUAGCAUCGCCGUUCGCGACUCUUUCUUAACGACGGUUUACAAGGACACAUAUGACUUGGCAAAGGCCGGCGGGACGAUGGCGGGGAGUAUGGUGUGGCAGCUAAUGGCACACGACAUGGGUGGGUGGGACGACGGAUAUUCCAUCGUCUUGCCGGAGAAUCCGUCGACCGCCGGCGUGAUUUCCGGCCAGUCGCAAGCCAUGAAGGACUUAGCUGGUGACUUGCCUCACUAUGAAGCCUAGAGGAAGUACGUCGAAGUUCCAUUAAUAAGACAACACCCAAUAAGGCAAUAAAUGU
Molecule: messenger RNA, 1801 nt
Organism: Ipomoea nil (Japanese morning glory)
Lineage: Eukaryota; Viridiplantae; Streptophyta; Magnoliopsida; Solanales; Convolvulaceae
Product: mannan endo-1,4-beta-mannosidase 1-like
Exons: 6
Coding region: 73-1746 (557 amino acids)
Molecular function (GO): hydrolase activity, hydrolyzing O-glycosyl compounds
Source: RefSeq, a predicted model, not a curated record